Messenger RNA from Meriones unguiculatus (Mongolian gerbil), 9023 nucleotides. RefSeq names its product ADAM metallopeptidase with thrombospondin type 1 motif 5 (gene Adamts5). The transcript has 8 exons. Gene Ontology annotation, molecular function: metalloendopeptidase activity; zinc ion binding. The record is from RefSeq and is a predicted model, not a curated record. NCBI's taxonomy places the organism in Eukaryota, Metazoa, Chordata, Mammalia, Rodentia, Muridae. The coding region runs from base 77 to 2872 and encodes 931 amino acids. Gene Ontology annotation, biological process: proteolysis; extracellular matrix organization.
CCCUGAAACUUCCAUAGCAAAUAGCAAGCAUCCAGCUAGACGCAAACGCGCAGCCCCUCCCGGCGGGCAGCGCACUAUGCGGUUCAAGUGGGCGUCCCUGCUGCUGCUACUGCUGUGCGUGUCCUGCCUGUCCCUGGCCACUGACUGCCCCGCGGCGGCACCUGCCCAGGAUAAAACCAGGCAGCCUCGGACUGCUGCAACAGCCUCCCAGCCCGGCCAGCGGCAGGGGGAGGAGGCGCAGGCGCGGGGCCGUCCGCGGCCACUGGCCAGGCAGCGUAGGAGCAGCGGGCUGGUGCUGAAUAUAGACCAGCUCUACUCUGGCGGUGGCAAGGUGGGCUACCUUGUCUACGCGGGCGGCCGGAGGUUCCUGCUGGACCUGGAGAGGGACGACACAGUGGGUGCUGCUGGUGGCAUCCUUACUGCAGGAGGGCCGAGCGCAUCCCCUAGCCACCGGGGUCGCUGCUUCUACAGGGGCACUGUGGACGGCAGCCCUCGAUCCCUCGCUGUGUUUGACCUCUGUGGGGGUCUCGACGGCUUCUUUGCAGUCAAGCACGCUCGCUACACUCUGAAGCCGCUCCUGCGUGGGUCCUGGACAGAGGCAGAGGCUGGAAGAGUUUACGGGGAUGGGUCUUCGCGCACCCUGCACGUCUACUCCCGGGAGGGCUUCAGCUUCGAGACUCUGCCACCACGCGCCAGUUGCGAGACUCCAGCGUCCCCAUCUGGACCCCAAGAUCGCCCCUCGGUGCAAGUGCACAGUAGUACUAGGCGACGCUCAGCGCUUGCCCCACAGCUCCCAGACCAGUCAGCUUUCUCAGGAGUUGGGGACUCAGGAAUUCAGACGUGGUGGAGGCGGAGGCGCCGGUCCAUCUCCCGGGCCCGCCAGGUGGAGCUCCUUUUGGUGGCUGACUCCUCCAUGGCGAGGAUGUAUGGUCGGGGCCUGCAGCAUUACUUGCUAACCCUGGCCUCCAUCGCCAACCGGCUGUACAGUCAUGCUAGUAUCGAGAACCAUAUCCGCCUGGCCGUGGUGAAAGUAGUGGUGCUGGCCGAUAAGGACAAGAGUCUGGAGGUGAGCAAGAAUGCAGCAACGACCCUCAAGAACUUUUGCAAAUGGCAGCACCAACACAAUCAGCUAGGCGAUGACCAUGAGGAGCAUUAUGAUGCAGCCAUCCUAUUCACCCGAGAGGAUUUAUGUGGGCAUCAUUCAUGUGACACCCUGGGAAUGGCAGACGUUGGGACCAUAUGUUCUCCGGAGCGCAGCUGUGCCGUGAUUGAAGAUGAUGGCCUCCACGCAGCUUUCACUGUGGCUCAUGAAAUUGGACAUCUACUUGGCCUCUCUCAUGAUGAUUCCAAAUUCUGUGAAGAGAACUUUGGUUCCACAGAAGACAAGCGUUUAAUGUCUUCGAUCCUCACCAGCAUUGAUGCAUCCAAGCCCUGGUCCAAAUGUACUUCAGCCACUAUCACGGAAUUCCUGGAUGAUGGUCAUGGAAACUGUUUGUUAGACCUACCACGGAAGCAGAUUCUGGGUCCUGAGGAACUCCCAGGACAGACCUAUGAUGCCACCCAGCAAUGUAACUUGACAUUUGGGCCUGAAUACUCUGUGUGCCCUGGCAUGGAUGUCUGUGCCCGGCUGUGGUGUGCUGUGGUACGCCAAGGCCAAAUGGUGUGUCUGACCAAGAAGCUGCCUGCAGUGGAGGGCACACCCUGUGGGAAGGGCAGAAUCUGCCUGCAGGGCAAAUGUGUGGACAAAACUAAGAAAAAAUAUUACUCGACCUCAAGCCAUGGAAACUGGGGAUCCUGGGGCCCCUGGGGCCAGUGUUCUAGGUCGUGUGGGGGAGGAGUGCAGUUUGCCUACCGCCACUGCAAUAACCCUGCACCUCGGAACAGCGGCCGCUACUGCACAGGGAAGAGGGCCAUCUACCGCUCCUGCAGCGUCACACCCUGCCCACCUAAUGGUAAAUCUUUUCGUCAUGAGCAAUGUGAAGCCAAAAAUGGCUACCAGUCUGAUGCCAAAGGAGUCAAAACAUUUGUGGAAUGGGUUCCCAAGUAUGCAGGCGUCCUGCCAGCAGAUGUAUGCAAACUUACCUGCAGAGCCAAGGGCACUGGCUACUAUGUGGUCUUUUCUCCAAAGGUUACAGAUGGGACUGAAUGUCGGCCAUACAGCAACUCUGUGUGUGUCCAAGGAAGGUGCGUGAGAACUGGCUGUGAUGGCAUCAUUGGUUCAAAGCUGCAGUAUGACAAGUGUGGAGUGUGUGGAGGAGACAACUCCAGCUGUACAAAGGUUAUUGGAACCUUCAACAAGAAAAGUAAGGGUUAUACUGAUGUUGUGAGGAUCCCUGAAGGAGCAACCCACAUAAAAGUCCGCCAGUUCAAAGCCAAAGACCAGACUAGAUUCACUGCUUACUUAGCUCUAAAGAAGAAAUCUGGCGAGUACCUUAUCAAUGGCAAGUACAUGAUCUCCACUUCAGAGACAAUCAUAGAUAUCAAUGGCACAGUCAUGAACUACAGCGGAUGGAGCCACAGAGAUGAUUUUUUGCAUGGGAUGGGCUAUUCAGCCACAAAAGAAAUUCUGAUAGUGCAGAUCCUGGCAACAGACCCAACAAAAGCACUAGAUGUCCGCUAUAGCUUCUUUGUUCCCAAGAAGUCCACUCAGAACGUAAACUCUGUCAUUAGCCAUGGCAGCAACAAAGUGGGAGUACAUACCCCACAGCUGCAGUGGGUGACAGGCCCAUGGCUGGCCUGCUCUAGGACCUGUGACACUGGCUGGCACACCAGAACUGUGCAGUGCCAGGAUGGAAAUCGGAAAUUAGCAAAGGGAUGCAUUCUCUCUCAAAGGCCUUCUGCAUUUAAGCAAUGUUUGCUGAAGAAAUGUUAGCCUGUGGUUUGCUCUUAUGCACAAAGAUAACUGGAGGAUCAUCGUAGACACAGUUGUGGUGAAGACAAGGCCUACGAAAAGCACAAAAAGGUGGGCCUCCACGUCAUUGUCACCAGGAGUCAAAUUAUGGGCAGAAUCUGUUCUUUGUGACCAAAAGAUGUGUACUACUUAAACAUCAUGCUGGUGACCUUCAAAAAUAGAAAAAAAUGGGAGUUUUGGAACAUCUUUGGGCCUACGCAAAAGAGACACGCAAUGAUGAAUGUAGAAUCGGGGACAUUUGAAGAUGGCAGAGAAAUCUUGUCACCUACCUCUUACAGAAUGUCUUCAAAGGCAUCAUGAUCAUGUUCAGCCAUGACAUACAGUUUAUUUUUACUGUCUGUAAAUGCAUCCAUUCUUGGAAUGUCACUUUAUAUACUUGGUUCUAUUAAUAUAUAUAUACAUAUGUAUAUUUCAAUAACAAAGUAUUUGACCAAAGUAGGUCUGCAGCUAUUUCAUCUAUUAGUUUCCAGAAAGAGCUGUGGAAGAUUUACUGGAAAUUAAGAACUUGCUGCUGUUAAUUAAGAUUUUGUAAAUUGUCAGUCUGCAGAACAUAACAUUUCAGUUAAAAAAAAAAAAAAAAACAUUGACAGCAAGCAUCUUUUGAGAAAUUCUAAAAAGGGAAAGGAUCUAUUUGUGUCUGGUCAUUUAACACAUACUCUGGUCCAUGUACUAAUCUUUGACCAUCUGUAAUGAUUUUUCAGGCAGCCAGCCAAAUCAUUGUAUCAUUGAGGUGCAGAAACUAAGUUUUUCUGUGUAUAUGUGAUCAGUAUCCAAGGCUCUGAAAAUUAGUUUGCUUAUAUUGGAAUUUAAAAGAAAAAAAAAAAACAUGUCACUGUGUUUUCAGUUUGUAUUUUCACAGCUACUACUGUCUCUGCCUCCCAGCUAAUAUCUCACGAUGUGCAGUAAACACACAGAACACAGCGUCCUCAUCUGUCACCACCAGCAGCACCUUCAGUACCAGCAUACCUCUUCUCAACCAACCUUAACAUGUUCAUGUUUGCUUGCUUGUUCUUCCUAAGGGCUGGAAAAGACUUAUGUUUUGUAUUGACUGGGUCUAAUGCUAAUAUUAAAAUCAGUUCAUGUUUAGCCUGACCUAGAAGGAGCAAUCGGUAUUAAUUCAAAUAGCUCAAGAAACCAGACUGGUUAGCAUUAAUAAGACUGUUUCCACAUCAUAGGUAAUCAUCUCAUAAUUUAAAAAAUAUAAUCAUAUACCUACUGUAUUAGAGAAUUUUCCCAAUUGGAAAGGGUUCGACUCUACCAGUGAGUUUGUAAGUGAUGAAUGUAAGGGUUUUCAGGAAGUCUUUCACCUGCAUAGGAAGGUUAAACAUUGAAAAUGCUUAAUAAUAAUCAUACACAGAAAAUCUCCUUUAGACUAUACACUGCACAACCACCUCUAAUAAUUCAAAUAAUAAGGGUUUCAUUCCACUGGGAUUUCUUUUUUGUUUGUGAAAUACUGCAAAGUAUUUGAUGUAAAUUUUAUAGUGAUCAUACCAAAUGUGCCUACUGUUAAAGAUUUACAUAUAAGGACUUUAAGAAAUCCCUGCUGGAAUUCCACUAAAUGUAUAAGAGUUUAUUUUUAUUAUAAGAUAUUUUAAUAUAAAAAUUAUGUAAUUAAUUACCCUAUAUCACCUUUAUUUCAGCAGACCAGAAAAAUGAGAAUCUUACUUAGUUUUUGUUGUUGUUAUUGUUUGUUUGUUUUAAGAAAUUACUUUUGGAAACAGAUAAAUGCCCUCCUAAAGCAAUCAUCAACCAUUAGAUUCUCAAUGCAUGGUCUCCUUACAUCAAAAAAUUCAGCCAAACUCGUAGCCUAUAUUUGUUGGAGGUAUAAAAACAGAGCAGGGAAUGAAUCUAGUCAAAUUGGUCAUAAUACAAAAGGUUAAAUAUCACAUUGAUUAUUUAACUGCAUAGAGAGAAUAAAGUUUAAUGUACCUUUUUUCUAAUUUUGAAAACAAUAUGAACCAAGUAGCUCAAACAUGACAAAAAUCCUAUUUUAUCUUUUGUGAUUACAUUAAAAGAAAAUAAAUGAAAAGUAAAUGUGAUUGUCUCCUACUCUGCCUCCUUAUAUGAUCUUCAUAGUUUUUUAAUAAUAUUUUUCUCUAAAAUAAUGAAGUUUUACACUUCACAUGAAAUAAACCUAGAGAGGAUAGAACAAAUAAACCACUAUUCUAUGUCUGAAGGGAUUUUCUCUACUCUUUAAAAUGACUACCUUACAUUGACAAAGGAGUAUGAAAAAACUCCUAAGGAAAGAAAACACAGCAAACUGAGAUUAAGAAAAAUGGAGUUUCAAACAGGGAAAGAAUAAUAAGUGAGGGGGAAACCCAUAAUGAACUCCAGUUCAGUCCAGUCUGAUUUGUGCUGUGUCUUCCAUCUUCCCAUUGUAUAUGUUGAUUUUUUUUUUAAAGACCUUGGAUUUAGGAUAAUGGAUAAAUGAGGGUGACAUAGAAAAAGUCAAUGUCUCAGGUUUCAAAACAUCUAUCUCACUUGCAUAAAGAAUCAUUCCAGAGUGAGUUUCAAUAAGUGCAGGAGAGCCCAGAACAAAGCAGCAUCGUUCCCUUUUAGAAAAGCAAAUGACACAUUAGCCCUUCUUAUUGCUUGGAAGUGUAAGACCAUUGUUUUAAUGUAUGUAACAGAUUCAACAUCUAUUGCCUUCCUGUGGAAACAAUUUUAAACUAAGAACUGAGGGAUGAAUCACAAACAAACAGAAUAAAAAGUUGCAGCACUGAAAAAAAAUAAGUAACUUAUUGUUUUGCAACUGCUAUGUGAAUUUCUGUGAUGAGAUUAUUUAUUCUUAUUUAACAAAGAUUAUGUGCAAAUUCUUUUAUAUUUAUAUGUUUUGCUAUUGUCCUAUUUUUUUAAUUUAUGCUUUUUGUUUGUGUAUAAAGUGCACUUUUUGAGUUUAUAUACUAUACAGCUCUGGUGGCUUUUGUAUUUUGUUUUUACAGAGGGCUUUCUGUGUGAAACAGGUGUAUGUAUAUAUAUUCCGCAUGUGUUUUUAGUCUGCCACACUCUUAAAUUUAAUCUUCCAUUGCUAGUAUAUUCCUUACUUAUCACUUUGUUAAUAGGUCAUUUAAAUGCCAUUAAUAUUGGCUUUUUCUGGUCAUAAGUUCUAAAAAUGUAUACUUAAUUAAGCAAGCUACAAGUUUUUAACUAGAGGACAUAUAGACCUUACAAACACCCUGCAGAAGCUAAGACACAAUGGGUAAUUGGGUUUGAAAAUAGGCAUAAGUACAUGCCUGCACCCCCAGCACUUAGGAGGCUAAGGGAGGAAGAAUAUGAAUUUGAGGUCAGUCUUUGAUACAUAGCAGAUCCCUAUUUUGGAAGAAGAAACAGAAUCAGUUUCUUUCACAUCGCUGAUAAAUAUAUUCAGGGAGCUGUUAACGUAUCAUAUGAAAGCUAUGUACACUUCUGUUAUUUGAAUUCUAAAUGAAUUGAGAAAUGAUAAGCACAAAGACUUCCAGCUUCAAAAACAGGUCCCCCAAAUACUGUGACUUAGUCCAUGCUAUCUAUAGAGGAUCUACAGAUUAUCUCAAACAAAUUGGAUUUGUGUAAUUUGGUUAAUGCAACUUUGGCUAUGGGUGUAGUUGUACACUAUAGAAUGUGACCUCUUAGUACUACUGUCAAAUGGUCCAGAGCGAAAGGAUCUGGAACUAGCAGGGACAACUCUAGGAACAGUAGCUCAUCUGCGAUGUUUCCAUAGUCCAGUUCUAGCAAUAGGUUCACGCAUUCCUGUUACCCACUGUACAACUGGCUGGGUCCAUCCCUGGCUCUGAUGUUGCUCAAUUAAUAACUACCUUGUUAGCAAGUUAACGGGUCAGUCAGCAUAACAAGUGAGAACUAUAAGAAGGUUCAGAAGCCCAUAGUGUGCACUAUGACUACAGCUAAUGGUUAGAAAUAUAAGUGCAAUACUUAUUUCUACCCCCAGAGAACUCUGCAAAACAGCACUGCCAUCACGCAUGAAUACCACAUCUCCUUAUAGAGAAACGGGGUCAAACGAAAUUUAUUACAUUUUUUGAGUCUUUCAUGGCUACAAAAUAAAAUAAAUGACCACAAGAACACAAUGGAUCCUUCAAGGCAGAUGCAAAACCAUGUUAAAAGGUUUAUCAUUGAACACACACACACAAAGGAACUUGUGUGGUUUCUGUAUUAUUUUUCUCAUUGUCCAACAGUCCACAGUUCUAAAGAAUGAAACAAGUAGAUUAUCCUGACUGAACAGUCCUGUAAAAAUGUGAUAAUAAUCCCUUAUUAACAUAAAGCACACACAUGGCUUUUUUAACCAUAUUAUCACAAAACACAUAAGUCUACAAUCAAUCCAUAAAUUCUUCUCAAUCAAACUUUGAGAAUACAUUGCAAUAUAGGUCCAUGCACUAUUCAGUCAAUAAACAGGAAUAAAAACAUUGAAAUCAGUAUAAAAAAUUUCCACCUAACAAAUUAUUGCUGUGGGAUAUAAUUCUAGAGCAGGUAUUAUGGGGGGUAUAAUUUGGCACUUAUGUAUGUGGAGAGAGAAUACAACUUUGACAUACACAUUUAUUGUGAUCUAUUAAUAUAUCAGCACAUUUUAAAUGUUUGCUCUCUGGCCCCUACCUUAUGACUCUCCUAAUCAGCAUGUGUGGACUUUAUAGGUUAAGAGAAAAAAAUAACACUGCCCUAUCCAAUCCAUCCCGCUUUUAGGCAACACCCCCAGUGACACAGAACUCCAACGAGACAUGUCCUCAGACUUCAGUUUUUAACUUCAUUUUUCUUUGCUGUGUCCAGUGAGAAACUGUUAUUGUAGCAGAGGUGCUGACAUCUUUAGUGAUGACUGUCAAAUAUAGUAUUUCUGACUUCAGUUUUAGUUUCAACAAGAUUCUAGAGACCUCCACUCUUCUUGUCAAGGCCAGACACAAUUUAAUCCUCAGAGUUUGAAAAAUCCACAUACCUACUGGCCAUUCUAACUGAAGGUAUAUCUGAGGGCACUUAAGAUGUCAUCAAAACUUGAAGAGAGGCAGGUGUGAGUUUGGUCUCCGUGAUUCUGAGUUUCUAAGAUAUCAACAGUCCACUGAAACUUCUGUGUGUAGAUUAUUAUUUUUUCUUUAUUACAGUUUAUUCACUUUGUAUCCCAGCUGUAGCCCCCAACCCCCCCAUGCCCUUCUCCUAGUCCACUGAUAGGGAACGUCCUCCUCUCCUUCUAUCCAACUCUAGCCUAUCAGGUCUCAUCAGGACAAGCUGUAUUAUCUUUCUCUGUGGCCUGGUAAGCAUGCCCUUCCCCAAGAGGGAGGUGAUCAAUGAGCUAGAAAUGUAGAUUAUCUUUUUAAACAUUGUAAUAUUUCAUGCCAUGCUCAACAUUCAGUGCCUAGAUCUCAACCUCUUCCGAAUCCUUAUAUUGAAGUAUUGGUGCCUAUACAGAAUAUAUAUUGAGAAUAGGGGGUUUCACUAAUGUGUAAGACUGUACAGCUAGACUUCUGACAGAGAAAUGCAUGGUCCUUGCAUGCCAGUACUUCAGUGUAUACUCAGAUGUGCAUGGACAUGGCUGGUUCGGCUUACUAUCGUCAGGAGCUAUGUAAUAAACACUGCUUAUAUUUUAGUAGCGACUUAUUGGUUGGUCAGUAGGAAGUAUACACAGCUUUGAGAAUAGAUAUUUCCAAGCAAAGUCAAUUGCAGGAAUGUAUCCCAUUUGACAUAAGCAGUGGUACCAAUACUGAAACUUCUAUAUUAGUAUCUAUGAAUAAGGUCAAGUAAUAAACCUGAGUCUGCAUAACUCACACUUUUGAAGUCUUAAAACACAUUUCCCUGGUAAGAAAAAAGAAUAGGGUUUCACAUGCCUCCACUUUCUGGAAAUGAUGGCAUGUGAUGCAGUUGAAUGAACAAACAAUCAUGGGAAAGUGAUAAAAACGUCACCUUAGCUAUGACAAACUUCAGGGUGGAACUGGCUCUUUAGAGCACUGCUCUAUCUCAGCCUACAGUCCAUACCAACUCCUUUAUUCAGGAAAACACUUGACUUGGGCUGUUUUUGAUGGACUGUAACAAUUUUUCUUUGAGGAGUAUUAUGCUAUUUUGUAAAGCAUUUUCCUGGUGAAAUUUGACUUUACAUCUAAAUGUUCUUUUGGUGGACCUAAUAAAUAGAACUUGUAAACUA